AUGGAAAAGUCAGGAUCUCCCCUUCCAGUGAUUGGACAUAGUUUCUUUCAUUCAAUCACUAAUAGUGGUCCAAUAUCAAUUUUUGCAUAUUGUUUUUCAUCAAUUUUGAUGACAGUUACAAACAAAUAUGUUCUUUCAGGUUUUAGUUUCAAUUUGAACUUCUUCUUAUUGGCAGUUCAAUCUAUGGUUUGUCUUUUUGUCAUUGGUUCAUUAAAAACAUGUGGUAUUAUUACUUAUAGACAGUUUAAUAAAGAUGAAGCUAAAAAAUGGUCACCAAUUGCAUUUUUAUUAGUUGCCAUGAUUUAUACUUCAUCAAAAGCUUUACAAUAUUUAAGUAUUCCAGUUUAUACCAUUUUCAAGAAUUUAACAAUUAUUUUAAUUGCUUAUGGUGAAGUUAUUUGGUUUGGUGGUAAAGUUACUACUAUGGCUUUGAGUUCAUUCUUAUUAAUGGUUUUAUCUUCAGUCAUUGCUUACUAUGGUGAUAAUGCUGCUGUCAAAUCUCAGGAUGAUACUGUUGCCAUGUAUUUAGGAUAUUUCUGGAUGUUUACCAAUUGUUUUGCUUCAGCUGCAUUUGUUUUAAUUAUGAGAAAAAGAAUUAAGUUAACUAAUUUUAAGGAUUUUGAUACCAUGUAUUAUAAUAACUUAUUAUCCGUGCCAAUUUUAUUAAUUUGUUCAUUUAUCUUUGAAGAUUGGUCAUCUGAUAAUUUAUCCCUUAAUUUCCCUGCUGAUAAUAGAUUUGUUACUAUUUCUGCUAUGGUUUUAAGUGGUGCUUCUUCAGUUGGUAUUUCUUAUUGUUCAGCCUGGUGUGUUAGAGUCACUUCCUCAACCACUUAUUCUAUGGUUGGUGCAUUAAAUAAAUUACCAAUUGCUCUUUCUGGAUUGGUUUUCUUCAAUGCUGUUGUUAAUUUCUGGUCAGUUUCUUCAAUUUUUGUUGGUUUUGGUGCUGGAUUGGUUUAUGCUGUUGCUAAACAAAAGCAACAAAAGGAAUCUCAAGCUUUACCAACUCCAAAUAAUCAUAAAUAA
Messenger RNA from Hemisphaericaspora subhashii, 1023 nucleotides. It is a transcript of the gene VRG4, whose product is annotated as GDP-mannose transporter. Lineage: Eukaryota; Fungi; Ascomycota; Pichiomycetes; Serinales; Debaryomycetaceae. Bases 1 to 1023 code for a protein of 340 amino acids. Gene Ontology annotation, molecular function: antiporter activity; GDP-mannose transmembrane transporter activity. Gene Ontology annotation, cellular component: Golgi apparatus. The transcript has a single exon. The record is from RefSeq and is a predicted model, not a curated record.